GUGAACGAGUGAGCAAUGUGAGGAUGGCUCCGUAGCGAUAGGAUUAGCACAAGUGGACAUUUGUGGAUGCUUCACUUCUCUUCAUUCACAGGACUAGUCACCAGUGGGAGACUGCCAACAAAACCCGGGGACAACACAACAGGUUGGAGAUGAGAUCCAAAAGCAGUGGGAUGUCCCCCCCGACCAGUGAGGUGCUUGGGGUCCCUCAGGGUGACCACGACAUGGGCCAAGAGCAGGACGUUUGUCGAGCUGUGAAGAGCAUGAAAGCCAAAGUUCAUCAGCAGGAGGGUGAAGAUAAAGUGGAGAUUAUAUUUGACAAAAAACAGCUAUUGUUGGACUCCACAAAGUCUGGAGAAAAAGGAGGUGCCAUGAUGAACUUGUCCAGAGAAGAUAUGCUCAAACUGCUUGGAAUCAUGGAAGGAGAGGUUCAGGCAAGGGAAGAUGUUAUCAGCAUGCUAAAGUCCAAACAAACCCCUCAAGAUACCCUUUCAUCAGCAAACAACUCGGCAAAAGGUAGUUCGGCCCUCCAGGCCCUGCAAAGGGACGACGUCAUCAUUGGCAGCCCCCCACACAACCACAUAGUGUACCAAAAGCCAAUGAUUGAGCUGGAGCACCUGCAGGAGAAGCACAGAGAGACCUACAGACGCAUGCUGGGUCAGUUGCUGCUUGCUGAAAAGAGCCACCGUCGCACUGUGCACGAGCUAAGCAGUGAGAAACGCAAACACAUCGAUUACAUGAACAAGAGCGACGACUUCACCAACCUGCUCGAGCAGGAGAGAGAAAGACUGAAGAGGCUGCUUGACAACGAGAAAGCCUUCCAAGUAAAAAAGGAGAAAGAGCACUCUAAACGUCUUGCCAAGGUGCAAGAAGAGUUGGUUAAGCUGAAGUCCUUUGCCCUCAUGUUGGUCAAUGAGCGUCAACAACACCUGGAGCAAAUGGACCAACAAAGUCAGCGUGUCCAGGAACUGAGCCAGCAGCUUCAGCAACAGAAGCAGAUAAUGGUUGAAGCCAGGGAGCACGCUCAAGAGGAUGCCCACAGGGUUCUGAGCUUAGAGGCUGAUCUUAAAGAGAAAAAUGCCACUCUUGCUCAGCAGUAUGAAGAGACAAAUGCUAAGCUGGCCAGUCAGGAGCUCCUCAACCGUCAACUCAAUUCUAAAAUUGUAGAGCUUUUACAUACAGUGGAUGAGCUAAAGGAGCGCAACGAGGCAUUGAGGAAAUCUGAAGAAGAGUUGCAGGAAAUGAGGGACAAAAUUGGCAAAGGGGAGUGUGCAAACUCUAACUUAAUUACAGAAUUAGAGAAUUUAAGGAAGCGUGUCCUGGAGAUGGAGGGAAACGAUGAAGAAAUCACCAAAACCGAAAAUCAGUGCAAGGAGCUCAGGAAGAAACUACAAGAGGAGGACAUCAAAAGUAAAGAACUUAGGCUGGAGGUGGAGAAACUCCAGAAAAGAAUGAUUGAGUUAGAGAAACUUAAAGGUGCCUUUACCAUAAGCAAAAACGAGUGUUCUCAAAUAGGCACUGCUUUAGAAAAAGAGAAGUGCCUGACCAAAAAGCUUUCUGAUGAAGUUGUUACACUCAAGAUCCGGAUGAAAGAGCUGGAAUCCUCUGAACUCAAGUUAGAAAAGUCUGAGCUAAACUUAAAAGAUGACUUAGGUAAGCUGAAGUCACUGACUGUAGCUUUGAUGGAGGAGCGAAAGAUUUUGUUGGAAAGAAUGACAUCCGGUGAAAAGACAAAGGAGGAUUUGAGUACGAUGGUCAAAGCUGAGCAAAGUAAGGUUAUGGAGGUGACUGAGAAAUUGAUAGAAGAAAGCAAAAAGCUCUUGAAGCUCAAAUCAGAAAUGGAAACUAAGGUUGAGAUUCUAACUAAUGAAAAGGGAGACAUCAGUACCAAGCUUGCCUAUGAAACCGAUAAAACAAAAGAUCUUCUUUCAAAAGUCAGCCAAAUGAAAAAGAGGUUAGAUGGGUUGGAGCAAGCAGAAAGGUUGCCCGGGAAAAAUGCAGUGAAAUGUGAGCAAGGAAGAAUAUCUGAAGUUGGAAAAAAAGACGAAAACAAAAUUAAAGAGCUAACCUUUGAGAUCGAGCAUCUAAGAAAUCGCCUCAAACAGCUUGAAGUUGUGGAAGGAGACCUGAUAAAAACAGAAGAUCAGUACGACAUUUUGGAGAAAAGGUUUCUAACGGAACAAGACAAAGCGAACAUACUUUCACAGCAAGUAGAGGCCAUGCGGAGUCAGAUAGCAAGGAACAAAGCCAUUGAGAAAGGAGAAGAGGAUAGCCAAGAGGAUGACCUGCGACAACAGUACAAGAGAGAGGAGAUCAAAAACAGGGAGCUGCAGUCAGAUGUGCUAGCUCUCAAGGAGAAGAUACAUGAACUGAUGCACAAGGAGGAUCAGCUUUCUCAACUGCAAGUGGAUUACUCAGUCCUACAGCAGAGGUUUUUUGAAGAAGAACAAAGAGCCAAGAACAUAGGCACUGAAGUUCUCCAUCUUACCAAAGAACUGGAAAUUGCAAAGCGUCACAGCCGCGCAUUAAGGCCAAGUUUGAACGGGAGAAGGAUGGUGGACAUUGCUGUGACAUCCACUGGGGUACAAACAGAGGCCUUGUGCAAUGGGCCAACAGAGGAUGAUACCCCAGCAGGUUUUAUCAGGAAGUCUGUUCAAGAAGAGAAUCACAUCAUGAACAAUUUAAGACAGAAGAGCAUGAAGAAGCCAACAGAGAAGACAAGAGGCAUUGAGCGUUCCUCUUCCUCUGGAAGUGAGCUCAGUGUGAAGAAAUCCUGGAUUCCUUGGAUGAGGAAGAAAGAUACCAACUCUCAUGAAACCAUCCUGGAAAAAACACCACAUAUUACAGGAAAUACUGACAUGACCAUGGCCCACAAACCAGGGCAGCCUUUACACAUUCGAGUAACACCGGACCACCAAAACAACAUUGCCACACUUGAGAUCAGCAGCACCACUGCUGGGGGUGUUUUCUCCACUUCAACUCCACUAAAUCCAAACACAUCACAAUCUAAAUCCAGAAUUACAAUCAUUCCAGCACACUCUGCUGCAACUCUUCGGGGAAAGUCCACCAAUGCACCUCAAGGUCCAGAAAGAACCAAAUCUCCAGUCACUAUCACUACUAUAUCCAGGGCCAAGUCUCCGGACAGCAGUCGAACUUCCUCCUCUAUCAUAGGAAGGCCCAUGUCUCCUGUCACCAUUAUGACACUUAAUAGCACAACAGUACAAGAAUCCUCUACUUCUCUAGAGCCUCAAGAGAUGACCAUGGGCCGGGCUGUAUUCAAGGUUACUCCUGAAAAACAGAUGGUCCCAAUGCCCAUAAGGAAGGGUCACAACAAUACAAGCAUUAUCACCACCACAGACGAUAACAAGAUCCAUAUUCAUCUGGGCAACAACCUGACAUCAAAGAUGGUAGUCAGGCCGGCGUCUGCAGUUACAGACAGCAAAGAACUAACCCUGUCUACGGGGACAGUGUUGCGCUCCCCUCGCCAAAUUUCCACAACUCGGACGACACAGAACAAAGUGAUGAGCAGCAUUACCAUUUCCCCUGUUUCAUCUAACACUGCAAGACCAACAACACAAAGCAUGUGUGGGCAGGAUGCCCAAGCCUCUCGUACAGGACUGACCCGCAUCCCAAUGUCCAAGAGCCUAAAAACAGGGAAAGCAGGGCUUGGUUCCCUGGGCAUAUCGAGUGGAGUGAAGACGGCGUCACGGGUUGAGAGUCAGUCUAUGAAGAUAGAAGUAAAAAAAUAGGCAUGAAUAGUAGUACUUAUCAAAAUGGAGGAAAAGGCUGAUUAACCAUCCCAAAUAUUAUAUGGUGCUCCAGAGACAAUAACAAAAAUGUUAUGCAGUGUAUCAUUGAGUGAAUAUUCAAACUAAAACAUUAUUGUAUCUGUAUUUUUUGUAUAUUAUUUUGUACUUCCCUGUCACUUACAGUACCACAUACCUCUACUAUUGUUAUAAUGUACUGUAUUUAAGAGAACUGUCAUUACUUUGUGUGAUUGUCUUACAUCUAUUUUCAUGCAUAUUUCUGUCAUUUCAAUGUGAUGCAGUUUUGAUUUGUCUGAAAGUCAUUUGUUAUCAAAAACACUUGGAAUAAACAUAUUUUAAUGUAAAGUGUUCAUGAGACGAAAAAGGAGCACAGACAUAAUAUUAGUCUUAUACAGUAUUAAUCAGGCUUGGGGACUCAUUUUUUCCAGGCAUCCAUCAAGCUCUUGUGUGUAUUUUUACCUCCGCUAGGAGGUUAUGUAAUUGCCAAGGUUUUUACCUCCGCCAGUAAGUUAUGUAAUUGCCAGGGUUUGUUUGUCUUUUAGUUAGUUAGCAAAAUAACUUAAAAAGUUAUGGGCGGAUUUUGAUGAAACUUUCAGGAAUUGUCAAAAAUUAGAUAAGGAACUAGUUAUUAUUUUUCAACUACAUUAUCUUGCUUUUACGUUACAAGGCUGAACAAAGAGAAAGGAUGACUGAAAAGUGGGUUGACUGUUUAUUUCAGCAACAUUGCUCAAAAACGUAUGGCCAGAUUUUGUUAAAACUUUCAGGGAAUGUCUGUUCAACUACAUUUCUCGAUAGCGUGGUUGUAACGUUGCUGUUUUCUAUAUCAAAUAGCUUUUUAGUGCUGAAGCUACUUUUGAGGCCAAGUAGCGCCUAACGAUCCAUAGAAGCUUCAUUUUCCCAGGCAUUUCUAAACCUUAAACACAUCUCUUACUAAUAAUGCGCCAC
Molecule: messenger RNA, 4709 nt
Organism: Nerophis lumbriciformis (worm pipefish)
Lineage: Eukaryota; Metazoa; Chordata; Actinopteri; Syngnathiformes; Syngnathidae
Product: filamin-A-interacting protein 1-like
Source: RefSeq, a predicted model, not a curated record